GUUCAUUGGUGCAUGAUACCCAUUUAUUGCGGUGACUGAUAAACAUCUUCAAAUAGGGCACGUAACAACCCUCGUUUAAUGGGGCGGAGCUUAAUUUCGCCUCUACCCUUGAAUUAUAUAAGCUCGGCAAAUGGAUAUUUCCCUUCAGUAUCCCCUGGACAUUAUGAAUUUAACCCCCAUCCAAUCCGGUUCCAAGUGUAGUUCAGAUUUUAGUAUAGAGAGGAUUUUAAGUGAGGAUAAAAGACGGGAAGAACAUGUACAGUCCCCAAACUGGUUAUGCUGUACGAGAUAUCAGCCUCCUAGACUUCCACGUUCAUCAAACGCCUGCCGCAGUCGCCGCUCUGGUCGUCAUGCACGAGUGCCAUUCACAGCGACACAGGCGGCGGCUUUAGAGGCCGCCUACACCAGGUCUCCUUACCUCGCCCCACCCGCGCUUAGGGCUCUGGCAGCGGCUUUACAGCUACGAGACGAUAGGAUAAAAAUAUGGUUUCAAAAUCGACGAGCCCGCGAGCGGAGGGAAAGGACUGGAAAUUUGAGUCCACCGAAAGCGGUGACUUUGCCCUCAACAAAUUUAAAACCGAUUCAACAGAAUGAAAUUUGGUCAACACAUCAAAAUCACCAAAACUUUGAAUUUGUAAAAUCAGAACAUGUAAGCGGCUUUGAAAGAACAAACGAAGACACAUCGCUACCCAGAGAUAGCCGUUCGUCUGUAAGCAGUAUUUCAGACGACGAGUCGAGUGCGAGCAGCUUGGAUAUAGAGACCGUGAACGAUUGA
Messenger RNA from Danaus plexippus (monarch butterfly), 775 nucleotides. RefSeq names its product homeobox protein MSH-A-like. Bases 131 to 775 code for a protein of 214 amino acids. Gene Ontology annotation, biological process: regulation of DNA-templated transcription. The transcript is spliced from 3 exons. Gene Ontology annotation, molecular function: DNA binding; DNA-binding transcription factor activity, RNA polymerase II-specific. The record is from RefSeq and is a predicted model, not a curated record. NCBI's taxonomy places the organism in Eukaryota, Metazoa, Arthropoda, Insecta, Lepidoptera, Nymphalidae.